AGAACUUUCUGCACUGGACAAUUGAUCAAAACGAAGGAGAUAAGUGGAAGAUCGAGGAUCUGCCUGGAGCUCACGGAACAGACCUGCCAGAUCCCGACGUACACAAAUACUUUGUCACUUCAUACGGGCCAUGCCUCAAGUCUCAGCUCAUCACCCUGCAGAAAGAAGGAUACUGGAACGAGCUGAUGGACGAGAAACGGCCGGAAAUUGUCGUCAAGGACUGGUACGCCGCCAGAUUCGACUGUGGGUGUCGCUACGAGCUGACGGUGCAGCUGCUCUCUGAAGACUACCUUGUCCUCGAGGAGUUCCACCCCGAGCCCGUGGUGAUAGAGCAGUGGAGCGAUGCAGUGUGGAGAGAGGUUUCUCACACCUUCCAGAAUUACCCACCUGGAGUUCGUCACAUUCGUUUCCAGCACGGAGGCCAAGACACCCAGUUCUGGGCAGGAUGGUACGGGGUCCGGGUGACAAACAGCAGCAUCACCAUCGGCCCCGCGACAUCGACGUGA
Molecule: messenger RNA, 506 nt
Organism: Apaloderma vittatum (bar-tailed trogon)
Lineage: Eukaryota; Metazoa; Chordata; Aves; Trogoniformes; Trogonidae
Gene: FBXO6
Product: F-box protein 6
Exons: 4
Biological process (GO): glycoprotein catabolic process; SCF-dependent proteasomal ubiquitin-dependent protein catabolic process
Cellular component (GO): cytoplasm; SCF ubiquitin ligase complex
Molecular function (GO): ubiquitin protein ligase activity
Source: RefSeq, a predicted model, not a curated record